Molecule: messenger RNA, 789 nt
Organism: Colletotrichum paranaense
Lineage: Eukaryota; Fungi; Ascomycota; Sordariomycetes; Glomerellales; Glomerellaceae
Product: centromere/microtubule-binding protein cbf5
Exons: 3
Coding region: 1-789 (262 amino acids)
Biological process (GO): endoplasmic reticulum unfolded protein response
Cellular component (GO): endoplasmic reticulum membrane; Hrd1p ubiquitin ligase ERAD-L complex
Molecular function (GO): ubiquitin-specific protease binding; misfolded protein binding
Source: RefSeq, a predicted model, not a curated record
AUGUCCGAGUUCCUCGAUGCCUACUGGCAGGCGCCGCCUGUUGCAAGAACAUUUGCAACAGCCGCGUUCGUCACCUCUCUUUCUGUUCUCUUGGGCGUCGCAAACGGAUACUGGUUCAUCUUCAUGCCCCAGUUUCUCUUCCAGAUCCCGCCUCAGAUUUGGCGUCUCGGGACCAACUUCUUGCUCACUGGCCCCCAACUUGGCCUGCUCUUUGACACGUACUUCCUGUACCACUACCUGACGGCGCUCGAGGUCGGCAACCCUAGGUUCGCCAGGCGCGAGGAUGUCAUCUGGUAUCUCAUGUUCGUUUGCACUGUCAUCACGGCACUCUGCACCUACCUCAUGGGCGGAGGAGCCUUCCUGCCGGCUUUGAUUCUCGCCAUGUGCCGUACCGUCACCCAAGACCAACGUGGGAUGAAGGCCAACUUUUACUUCGUCACCAUCCCCGCCCAGCUCACUCCGUUCUGCAUGAUGCUCGUGUCGUUGCUGUUCCCUGGCGGAUACUACACCGCCAUGCUCCAGCUUAUGGGCUUCCUGGCCGCUCACCUCUAUGAUUUCCUGUCCCGCGUGUGGCCUGAGUUCAGCGGAGGCAGCAACCUGAUCCCUACGCCCGGCUUCCUGUCUCGUCUUGUGCAGACGCCUCGCUUUAAUCAGCGUGGAUACGGAACCGCUGUUCGCGGUGGUGGUGGCUCCGCCCAAACUUCGGGUAGCAGCACUGGUGUAUCACAGGGCGGCGGUGUUUUGCCCGAGUCGUGGAGGACGAGGGGGCCUGGUAGACGUCUAGGUUAA